UACAGAUAUUUCUAAGCAUAAGGUUCCCCCCUCCCCUAUCUUCAUCACACUUAAGUCCAGUUGGUGUCGGUAAUGCACCUUGAGUUGGUUUGCCAGCCUCCAUGAAAUAGAAGAAGGAGAUGAUGAAGAACAGUAAAGACACGAGGUAAGAAGGACGCUGCCACUUCAAGUUGUACAACAUGGAGCAGGUGUGGCCACCAAUGCAGGUAUGUCUAGAUAUGGCAUAUAAAGGUGAAGAGGGGGUCUCGGGUGAAGUGUGUGAUGAAGAGGAAAAGAAUAACCUCACACUACACAAGAGCCUCGUCUCUGUGCCUACCAUGGAGAAAAGACAUGUGAACAUUAAGGAAGAGGACUGUGAGUGGGAGUCUGCAUACUUACAGCAGGACCACCUCAGCAUUAAGGAGGAGGAGGACUGUGAAAGAGUGGUCUGUGACAUUAAAGAAUAUUCUGAACCAGCUUCUGACAGCACCGACAUUCAGAGAAAUGAAACUAUCAGUGGCAUAAAGAAAGAAAACCUUAAAUCAGAGUCGGACUCUCUGUGUUUCUAUCCCGAUGAAAAGGCUCCUGGGUUAGGCUUGAAACCCAGUAGUCUGUGCUCCCUGCAACAUCAUCUGAAGUCUGAAUCUUUGGAAUCUGACAUGAAGAAGACUGCAAACGCAUUGAGGGCUAUCCAUCAUGAAGAAGAUUUCAUAAAGAGUGGCAGCUGCUUGUCUUCAUUGGCUCAGACUUCUCAACAGUGCAGCUCACAACCGAAACCACAUGAUGAAAAUAUGAAGAAAUCAAUAUGUGAAUCAGAGAUUUUGAGAUCAGCUUUUUUGGAGGAUAGCUCUCUGCUUGGUGAUGCAAUUGACACUCGGUUAGAGGGACUCUGUACCAAUUCAUCAACUUUAUUUGUCUGCCAAGAACAGAAAGAACAAUUUAAAAGUGAAUCGAAAUGCAAGCAGAGUCAGAAUAGACAGAAACUUUAUACUUGUUCUGAAUGUGGCAGACAACUCACACUAAAGAGCAGCCUAAAGAAACACAUGCGAAUUCACACUGGAGAGAGGCCAUAUUCUUGUACCACAUGUGACAAGCGAUUCUCCACCAGUGGGGCUCUUCGGAUCCACACAAGAAUCCACACUGGAGAAAAGCCAUUUUGCUGUUCAGACUGUGGCAAACAAUUUUAUGAAAGGAGCCGUCUUCGGGUCCAUAUGAAAAUUCACACUGGAGAGAAACAGUAUUGCUGUUCUGAAUGUGGCAAACAAUUCUUGGACAGCAGCAAUCUUAGGACCCACAUGAGAAUUCACACAGGAGAGAAGCCAUUUUGUUGUUCUGAAUGUGGAAAAGGUUUCUCCUCCAGUGCAAUUCUUAAGAACCACACAAGAAUUCACACCGGAGAGAAGCCUUAUUGUUGUUCUGAAUGUGGGAAACCGUUCGCUGCUAGAAGCAGCCUUCGGAGACAUAUGAAAAUUCAUACUGGGGAGAAGCCUUAUUUCUGUUCUGAAUGUGGUAAAGAAUUCCUACAUAAGAGCCAUCUUCAGACCCACAUAAGAAGUCAUGCUGGAGAGAAGCCAUAUUAUUGUUCUGAAUGUGGUAAAGGAUUCCUGCAUAAGAGCUAUUUUCAGACCCACGUAAGAAGUCAUACUGGACAGAAGCCAUAUCACUGUUCUGAAUGUAACAAGCAGUUCACUGACAGGAGCCGUCUUCAGACACAUAAAAGAAUUCACACUGGUGAGAAACCAUUUCAUUGUUUUGAAUGUGGGAAACAAUUUUUCGGCAAUUACAAUUUACAAGUACACUCAAGAAUUCACAUUGGAGAGAGGCCAUAUUGCUGUUUAGAAUGUGGCAAGCGAUUCUUGUGCAAAAGCCAUCUUCAGAUCCACGUAAGAACGCACACAGGAGAGAAGCCAUAUUCCUGCUCUGAAUGUGGUAAACGGUUCUCCACGAACAGCAGUCUUCAUUGCCAUAUCAGAAUUCACACAGGAGAGAAGCCUUAUUCAUGUUCUGAGUGUGGCAAGCGAUUCUCUGUAAAGAGCAGCCUAAAGAAACACAUGCGAAUUCACACUGGAGAAAGGCCAUAUUCUUGUACCACAUGUGACAAGCGAUUCUCCACCAGUGGGAAUCUUCAGAUCCACACAAGAAUCCACACUGGAGAAAAGCCAUAUUGCUGUUCAGACUGUGGCAAACAAUUCUAUGAUAGGAGCCAUCUUCGGGCCCAUAUAAAAAUUCACAUUGGAGAGAAACAUUAUUGCUGUUCUGAAUGUGGUAAACGAUUCUUGCACAGCAACAGUUUUCGGACUCACAUGAGAAUUCACACAGGUGAGAAGCCAUUUUGUUGUUCUGAAUGUGGGAAAAGAUUCUCCUCCAGCGAGCUUCUUAAGACCCAUACAAGAAUUCACACCGGAGAGAAGCCUUAUUGUUGCUCUGAAUGUGGGAAACGGUUCGCUGAUAGAAGCAGUCUUCGGAGACACAUGAAAAUUCACACUGGAAAGAGGCCUCAUUCUUGUUCUGAAUGUGGCAAAGGAUUCAUUAACAAGAGUCAACUUCAGAGCCACACAAGAGUUCAUACUGGCGAGAAGCCAUAUUAUUGUUCUGAAUGUGGCAAAGGAUUCUUGUACAGGAAUCAGCUUCAGAGCCACUCAAGAAUUCAUACUGGAGAGAAGCCAUUUUGUUGUUCUGAAUGUGGCAAAGGAUUUUCAGCAAGCAGCAGUCUGCAGAAACACAUGAGCAUUCACACUGGACAGAAACCAUAUCACUGUUCUGAAUGUAACAAGCAAUUCACCGACAGGAGCCGUCUUCAAAUACAUACAAGAAUACACACUGGUGAGAAACCAUUUCAUUGUUCUGAAUGUGGGAAACAAUUUUUUGCCAAUUGCAAUUUACAAGUACACUCAAAAAUUCACAUUGGAGAGAGGCCAUAUGGCUGUUCAGAAUGUGGCAAGCGAUUUUUGUACAAGAGGCAUCUUCAGAUCCACGUAAGAACACACACAGGAGAGAAGCCAUAUUCCUGCUCUGAAUGUGGUAAGCGGUUCUCCACCAACAGCAGUCUUCGUUGUCAUAUAAGAAUUCACACAGGAGAGAAGCCUUAUUCUUGUUCUGAAUGUGGCAGGAGAUUCUCUGAUAAAAGUAGUCUUCGAAGUCAUUUAAGAAUACACACAAGGGAGCAGGAAAAAAAAGAUAAAGAGAUGGUACAAGUUGUUGCUUUUAUGGUUUAAUUACAAAAACUAAUUUUUAGAGUUCUGUCCAGACUCUCCCAUUUUUGUCUCCAGACCAGAGGAUCUUUUUUCUUGGGCUCUCAGAUUCCUUUUAAAUGCUUUUCAGCAAACUCUCAGCUUGCUGUUAUUAGGCACCUUAUAGAUGGAGUACUGCUGAGGUGGUCAUCCUUCUGACAGGUUCUGCUAUCUUAGUACAGGACUUGUGAAGCUCUGGUAGAGUGACCACUAGGUUCUUGGUUACCUACAUAACCACAUUACACAGUUUAUCCAGGUGGUCAGCUGUAGAAAUGAUUCUGGUGGUUCCAAACUUCUUCCAUUUGACAAUGAUCGGGGUCACUGUGCUCCUAGGGUCACUCAAAACGUGAGAAAUGGUGCUAUCCCCUUACUCUGACUUGUGUGUCACCAUAGUUUGAUCAUGCGGGUCUACAGAGAGGUCCUUGAACUUCAUGGUUGGUUUUUGUGCUGCCGUGUUGUGUAAUGUGUGGGACUUUCUCUAUACAGGUGUACGCCUUUUCUAAAUGACAUCCUGUCAAUUCAGUUUGCCACAGGCGCACUCUGGUCAAGUUCUAGAUGCGUUUCAAGGAUGAGCACAAUUUGAAGGGAAAGAGCCAAGGUCCUGAGAGCUUAUACAAGUGAGGAGUUUCACUUUUUAAUUUUUAAUAAAUCUGCUAACAUUUCUGAAAACCUGCUUUCACUCUGUAAUUAUGGGUUAUUGAGUGUAGAUUGAUGGACAAAAGGUGGGAUAUGAAAACAUUUUAAAGUGAAAUCUACAAUGCAAUCAAGUGUGCAAAAAGAGAGAGGGUCUCAGUACUUAAUAUAUCGUUCCACCAUGUAUGUAUAGAUACAAUAGUUUAUUUUUGUUUAGCCCAAAGUUAAACGAGGAGGGCCAUAAUUAGGUUUUAACAGGCCCUAAGUUUUGACAGCCCCCAACCUUAACUAUCUAAGAAGACAAGACACAAAAAAAAAAACCUUGUAGGCAAAAAGUGGUAGAAAUGUCAGGAAAGGCAGUUCAGAGAGUGAGACCCUUUUCCAGGUAGGUUAUGUGUGCAGUGGGUGUCAAAAAAUGGGGUAAAUACAAUGCACAGAACAGAACACAAGUAAUCCUCAAUGCAAUAUAAUAGUAAUAUUACAAAUAAAGAGCAAAGUGUAAGAGUAGCUGACAUCCGGUAAUGUGAUUCCAAUUUGUUUAGAGUCCUGGAGACCUCAGCCAACAAGCUGGCCGGCCCGCCACUGACUCAGCUGUGGAAUGGCCAGUAGGUGGGAGGCAAUCUGAUGGAAGGACCCCUCUACCCGACAAUUCCUUUGCUCCUCCAUCAGAGAUGACUUUACCCUUAGGUAGGCAAAACAACUUGGCAGGUGGGCCGUGGCACCAAGUGCCAGAUUUGAGUACUGAGAAGAAAAACCAAAUAGGUGAGGGUUAGUAACAAAUUCUCUCAUGUUACUUAUGUUUUAGUGCUAAUGACUAACAACAGAGAUGCAGUCUGUACAGUUAAUCAGCAGCUCUAGUCAGGGUGUGCUAAACUGAAGUAGUGAGUCUUCAGCCGGGAUUUAAAAGCUGAGACCGAAGGGGCAUCUCUUAUAGUAGCAGGCAGACCAUUCCACAGUUUAGGGGCCCUGUAACUAAAAGCUCGACCUCCCACUGUUAUUUUAUUAAUCCUUGGAACCAUAAGCAGACCGGCAUCUUGAGAUCUUAAUGUGCGCUCAGGUUUGUAAGUCAUGAUAAGUUCAGACAAGUAAGCCGGACCUCGGCCAUUUAGUGCUUUAUAUGUUAAAAGGAGGAUUUUGAAAUCUGCUCUAAACGUAACUGGGGGCCAGUGUAAGGAUUUAAGAACUGGAGUUAUGUUUGUAUUUUCUUGUUUUUGUAAUAAAUGUAUAGAUUGAUAGAUAAAGCUUCCACUCUGUUAAGCAUUUUCAGCAGUAAUGUUUACAUUGUGCUGUCUACUGCGAUUUAUUGUGUACUGCAUGUGGUAUCAAGGUGAAUGGCAUCUUUUGUGCCAACAGAUGGCCUGUUGCAGUCAUUAGCCCUGCUGUUGAGACUUCCUUACCAGCUGUCCUGUAACUGAAGCAACAGAUAAACUGACCCUAUGGCUAAUAAAAGAAUGUUUCUAUUAUAAUAAAAA
This is a messenger RNA of Erpetoichthys calabaricus (reedfish), 5314 nucleotides long. Its product is annotated as zinc finger protein 585A-like. Gene Ontology annotation, biological process: regulation of DNA-templated transcription. The record is from RefSeq and is a predicted model, not a curated record. Gene Ontology annotation, molecular function: DNA-binding transcription factor activity, RNA polymerase II-specific; RNA polymerase II cis-regulatory region sequence-specific DNA binding. NCBI's taxonomy places the organism in Eukaryota, Metazoa, Chordata, Cladistia, Polypteriformes, Polypteridae. The transcript has 4 exons. Bases 180 to 3194 code for a protein of 1004 amino acids.